Molecule: messenger RNA, 4169 nt
Organism: Electrophorus electricus (electric eel)
Lineage: Eukaryota; Metazoa; Chordata; Actinopteri; Gymnotiformes; Gymnotidae
Gene: ccdc142
Product: coiled-coil domain containing 142
Source: RefSeq, a predicted model, not a curated record
GGACGUUUCCUUAUUGGGCUGUAAGCCUAGCUAGCAGAUGUACUUAAAGGGGAUUUCUUUAUUAUUAAGUGUACGUUACGUUUUCUAACGCUAAGCAGGUUUGUCUAAUGUGAUCAUCCUAAACUUUCGGCAAGUGUUACAUUCUUGACCACAGGAUUUAGCUAGUGAAUGAAAUUGGACACAUUGCUACGAGGGCUAGUUAGCCCUUUAUCUUAGUUAAGCGAUCUGAUUAUUGCUAGCUAGAUAGCUCGCUAGCUGGACUGUCUAGCUAGGAAAAGCUAGGAGCUACUAGCUAGCCUACUUUGUUAAACAGCAGAAUGGGUAGUUAGAAGCUGUAUUGUAUAAUUUAAACGUGUACAGUUAGCUAGAAUUAGGGUUAGCCUGUUAGUAGCUAAUUAGCUAGCUAUGUUGUGUGGUCAAAACGUUUGUAAAUAAAAGUAGUCAGGCUAGCACAUUUAUCCUGUACAUACGGUUUAAACAAAAAUACGAGGCAGACACCUAUAAAAAUGGACAAGCACGUGAUCCUCUUGCAGAGAAAGCCAGAUACUAAUCCAGAAAUAUGUCCUGAUGAGUGUAAUUGGAAGGACAAGAAUGGUGGGUGUCGAUAUAAAGGUUCAUUCCCAAAUUCUGUAAAGGAGAAAGAGGCUUUGUGUUGGAUAGGCUCCAACCCUGGCCUUACAUGGCUUGUGAGACAAAAAGAUGAAGGUGAUGGCAGGGACUAUGCAAAUGAAGAUGAUUUUGUGCCAUGCCAGAAUCUCACCUCCUGCUCUUCCCUGCACUUCCAACAACUCAAGAAAACCUUACUAAGUCUCAAUUCUCAGUGCCAUGUACUAUGUGGGCCAGGAGGCUGCCUGAUAGGGUGCAUUACAGGGCUCUCCACUUCAACAGAAACAGACUUUUUCCACCAGCCUCAGGCAGCAGCCUUUAGCCAGCACUAUGGACAGCUCCAGAACCUUUAUGAACAACGGACUCAGCUUCUUUUUCUCCAUGAGUUCAGCUGCAGGUGCCGAAUGGCUAACUGCUUUGUCAAAGGACUGGGCAACAUGUUGGAGAAAGUCCGUCUCUUACUGGUGGACAGAAGUCAAGCAUCAGAACGGACCAACUUUGCCUGGAACCUAGGUCUUGGAGCUAUUUGUGAAGAACUACAGCUCCAUGUUAGUCACUGGGACUUGCUGUGGGCUAACAUGCACUCUAAUCCUUCCUUGCGAUCUGUUCUUUUCAGUCACACACAAGUACUGAGCUCCAUGCAGAGAGCCCUCUGGUUGCUGGGCCUGCAGGCUUUGCUGCUGAUAGAGGAUUGCAUCCACACAGCCGUGCUGGCUCUGGCUGUUGGCCAGUUGGAAAAGGGAUCCAGAGGUGCCUUUGAGGACUUGUUGUGUGCCAUGGAAUUAUAUAACCAUACUGUGGCAUACUGGAGGUCUCAGCAUAAAGAUGUGAACUGGACCUCUCAGGUUUUAUUCUACUGUGAUUGUUCCUGGAUUGAGCCAAGCUUGUCCAGACCAGCCCCAUUUCCGGUAUCACGGCUGAUGAGGAUUUUGGCUGACCAGCGAGCACAGAUUGCAGCUGAACAAUUUUACAAUUGGACAUGUCAACAGAUUAACUUACUUUCUCUUGCAGGGCAGCCUAGCAAACAAUGGGGAUGCAUGGAAUACCUUGAGUCCCCGGUUCAAUCUUUAGUGUUUACUCCAGACCAAGCGAUAGCCAAGGGUUUACUUGAGGCUGUUCCUGACAAGCCCUGCAAGAAGCCAAUCCAUGUUUUGUGGUCUUCCAUUUUGCCAUUUCCCACAUUUGUUCAUGGUGACAGAGAAUAUCUAGAUAUUCUCUUUCAAGUCUUAGAAUCCUCCACAGACCUCUUAGCACCACAUGUUCCCAAAAGUCAUCCAAUAGGCAGGACUGACAUUAUAGGAUAUGCUAUGGAGAACCAAGAAACCAGUGUAGACGAGGAAAGACAUUCGAAAACACCCAGAAUGGCCUCCAGUAGACAGAAGGCUAUGCACUUCUUGGACCUGAGCAAGUCUGACAUGUGUAUGGAGCUUUUCUCUCAAUACAAGGACAUUUUGUGGAGGGAAUUUGGCAAAACAGUUGUUGGGCAUUUUUAUUACCAGUCCCACAACUCUGUUUUGGGUGGUGUGAACCAGUGGAAUUAUCACAUGAUGUUCCUCUUGGUCAAAUGGCUGAAGCAUACUUGUAAAGAAAAACUCAUUCCAGAAGAAUGUACGGAGGUCUUGAAUAAAUUCUGUUCCCAUAUUUUAUCUACUGCAGCUUUCAUGCACUGGGAUGAAAUGAUGUGUGCAUCACUGGGUUUGGGACUAACAGACAAGUGCUUACCCAUUGUCAGCCUGACGAGCUCCAGUACAACAACUGCUACUAUAGAUCUUGUGCUCUGUCAUUUUGCUCCUCUCUUCUAUGUGCUCAAGAUGCUGCAAAUUCCAGACCCAAACUCAGGUGAGAAGGGAAGAAGGAGCCUUAAUUUUUACCACUUUGGAUUGCAAUGCAGGGCCAUAGCCACUGUCCAGUCUUCUAUGUUGUGGGUUAUGAGUAAAGCUUACCAGUUUCUGGCCUCAUGGUCUGUUGCCAAGUUCCUGCUGAUCACACAAGGAGACCUAAAGGUUUUCAGGCGAACUGCGCAAAGUCUGGCACAGCAGCUAGAAUCUUUGGGUGAAUGUGCUGGACAUCCUCUCAUCAUGCAACAUGGACACCAGCUGGCAUGGGGAGUCCUACAAUUACAAGUUUUUUCUGACCUUGCCCUGAGGAUCUUUUCGAUAGAUCUCAAGAAAAUGUCAUUGGAGGUUUUUGAGCAAACAAUGCCAUCAGCAAAACACUGGAGAGUUAAAUACAAAAAAGAGUUGCCUAGCAGCCCAAGUGAUUAUGCAGUUUCUGCAACUCAAAGUGUGAUUGGUCAUGUGGUUGAAGGAGUGCGGCCUCUGCUAGAUGAGGAUCGCAUUCCAGCCCUGAUGGAAGCCAUGACAUCUUUCAUGGAGGCCUGGAUGGAACACAUCCUCAAACAGAAAAUUAAAUUCAGUAUUCAGGGAGCUCUACAGUUGAAGCAGGACUUUGACGUGAUCCGAGACUUGAUCCGUUUGGAGUACAGCCUCACGGAGGAGCUGCCCCAUAGGCUCCUCUCUCUGCAUGUCUUUCACCAAGUGGACAGUGCCAUAGUCUGCCUACUUCAGCAACCUGUGGCCAAACCAUACAUGCCCUUGAGAAGAUGGCCCCUCUUCAGGAGCUGCUGUCAAAACAGAGCUGAGGUGGUGGACCAGGCAGCUGGUAGCCUCAAUAACUUGGAGACAAUGGACAUACAAGCAGCAUGCCACCAGGUUGAAGGCUCUGUAACCCCAAAACUAGUUUCCACAGCUCCACCUGAGUCCUACUUAGCAGUGGCCCAGCAGGAGUGGCUGGAUUUGCGUAUCCACAAUGGCUGUCGCUGGAAGAUCCCUGGUCUUUAGUGCUUCACUAUGUCUGAGCCCUGAAACACCUACACAGACUGUUGGAUUUUGGAAAGUAAUAUAGAACUGUUGACUUCCACAGUUUUUCAUUUCCACUGAAAUCUAAAUGCUUGUAAAACCACAUUUGUGAACAUUUCCUUUCUAUAUUGUAUGACAUUAUGAGCAAUGGAAUGUUAUAAUAUCAUUUCAGAUAACUGAAGUGUUGUCAGAAUAUUUGUAUUAUUCCCAUGGCCCAACUAUUUCUAUUUGUUUCAUAGUUGUCACCCACAGUUCUUUAAAGUUAUGUGGAAUACUGUGGAGGUUUGUAAAAAACUUUUUAUAGUUUUAUUUUUAAAGGUUAAAUAUUUUAAAGGUUAAAUAAGCAUUUGGUGCUGACCUCCUAGAGCAUUUAUUAGAAAGCACUACACAGUAAAAUUUGAGUUUAACAAUGUAUACACUAGUGGCUUUUAUAAAUGAGCAAGCUGUAGAUUCACAUAGUCUACCAAGCAAGUGUAUUUUGACAUAUUUCACAUAGUGAAAUGUACCCUUGAUUAGAUAUCAAUGUGGGCUAUUUUUAGCCCAUGAUGUCUGGCUCCACUUUCCCACCAUCUGCAUUCAGUACUUUAUGAAGCAUAAAGACAACACACUGACUAUAAAACUGUAGAAGUUACUUGGAGGACCAUAGCAAUGGUUCCUAGUCUGUUUGGUUUUUUUUCCCCCAAUACAGCAUGUAGCCGAACAUUA